GUUUAGCUGAGGUCCUUAAGGGAAGUUCAUAUAUGAGCAAGCCAUGAUCAUCCACCUUCUUGUAGAUCUAAAUAUAUCAGAAACCUCCAGAAGAAUUGGGCCACAAAUGUUGUCUUUCCCUCCUAGUGUUUGGCCCUACGUGGAUUCAACAAGCCAAGAACAAGAGAACUACAUGCGCAGAGAAGCCCACCCUUGCUCUCCACCACCUCCUCUCCAUUUGCCGUUCUCAUCACCAUCUCCGGAUGCGGAGCUAGUACUCGAGCAUCUCGAUAUCCCGUUCGCGGCGAUGAACGGCGAAGCCGGGGUGGUCAAGAAGCUGAACCACAACGCCAGGGAGCGCGACCGGCGGAAGAAAAUCAACGGUUUGUACUCCACACUCCGUUCGCUGCUCCCGUCUGCUGAUCAAACGAAGUUGAGUAUUCCGGCGACAGUGUCCCGAGUGCUGAAAUACGUACCGGAACUGCAACAGCAAGUGCAGAUACUCGCUCAAGAGAAGGAAGAACUUCUGUCGAGAAUUAAUGCCGCCCAAGGAAGCGAGGAUUGCACUCACCAAGAAACCGGCAAAGGAAAAGGCGCAAUUCCCAAUUCGGCUCCAUCUAUUUCGACAAAUCAUUUGAGCGAGAGCGAGGUCGCAAUCCAAAUAUGCACAACAAAGGUCGCGACUCAGAAUACUACUGUCGACUUCUCCGAGAUCUUGCUUAACUUGGAUUAUCAUGGUUUUCCUCUCAUAAACGCUUCGACGUUCAAGUCAUUCGGAGGGACGAGAACAACCUUCUGCAAUCUACACGUUCAGGUUGAGAGAAGUUGGGGGAUGGAGUGUGAGGCUUUGAAGGAGAUACUGUUGGCGUUAUAUGAUCAGAAGGGAAGGGAAGUAAAAUUCCUGAGACAACACGAGAAUCUUGUAAUAAUGUAAUAACAGUCCCGCCAUUACUAUUUAAAUUCGUCGAUGAAGCCUUCGACCAGGUAGGUGUUCUGAUUAUGCAUUGGCAAAUAUUAUAUGAGUAGUUUUACCCAAAAAAAUAAAUAAUUACAUAAGUUAGGUAAACAUUUAUUUGAUCUAUUUAAUAACACUAAGUCCUUCACAACUAGAUGUCCUUUACACAUCGAAAUUGGUUUAUAUAGUCCACUAAUGGUUAUACAUGAUACGACCGUGGAG
Molecule: messenger RNA, 1156 nt
Organism: Rhodamnia argentea
Lineage: Eukaryota; Viridiplantae; Streptophyta; Magnoliopsida; Myrtales; Myrtaceae
Product: transcription factor ORG2-like
Exons: 3
Coding region: 44-913 (289 amino acids)
Biological process (GO): regulation of transcription by RNA polymerase II
Cellular component (GO): RNA polymerase II transcription regulator complex
Molecular function (GO): protein dimerization activity; RNA polymerase II transcription regulatory region sequence-specific DNA binding; DNA-binding transcription factor activity, RNA polymerase II-specific
Source: RefSeq, a predicted model, not a curated record